AAAAAAGAACAAGCCGGUUGGUAUCGUGUAUAUUCGGGGACGAAGAAAACGGGGCGUUAGUUUUCUUUUUGAGGGUUUCGGAGCACCCCCUCACCACAAGCCAAACACACCAUGCAACAGGAAGGCGAAUGCACCAAGCUAUGCGCGAACGGCUGCGGUUUCUUUGGCAAUGCCGCGAGUGGCGGCAUGUGCUCCGUGUGCUGGAAGAAGACCAUGUCGAAUCGCCAGGUCGAAACCGAUGCAUACACGUCACCCCCGACGACAACGCAAGCUGCCGUGCCGGCACCUCUAGUCGACGCCGUCGUUCCCACGCCCGCCGUCGCGUCCCCCGUAAACACACCGCCUGCUGAAGAAGCUGUCGAGCCGGUCGUCGUUCAAAAAAACAAGGGACGUUGCUGGGAAUGCAAGAAAAAAGUCAGACUCACUGGCAUCGAAUGCCGGUGCGGUUUCGUGUAUUGUGGCUCGCAUCGUUUUGCUGACCAACACAAUUGCUCGUACGAUUUCAAAACGGCCGAUCGAGCAGAAUUGGCCAGACGCAACCCCGGGGGUGGAGCUUUUGGCAAGAUUGACAAGCUGUAAGCAAGUGUUCCAUCAGCCCAGUCGCCGUCGCCGCUGGUCGCCCUGGACUUGUAUUUUCCAGAGGCGGACCUUCUCCCGGCAAGACUGCGUGUCGGACCAGAGUUCGAUUCGCCCCCCACGAUGGAUUUAGCUUGUAUAAGGCAGGUGUAGGUUAGUUUUCUCUAUAAUUUCGAAAUACUUGAAUUGAUCACA
This is a messenger RNA of Aphanomyces astaci, 771 nucleotides long. RefSeq lists its product as hypothetical. The record is from RefSeq and is a predicted model, not a curated record. Gene Ontology annotation, molecular function: DNA binding; zinc ion binding. The transcript has a single exon. The coding region runs from base 112 to 579 and encodes 155 amino acids. Lineage: Eukaryota; Oomycota; Saprolegniomycetes; Saprolegniales; Verrucalvaceae.